Molecule: messenger RNA, 2196 nt
Organism: Humulus lupulus (European hop)
Lineage: Eukaryota; Viridiplantae; Streptophyta; Magnoliopsida; Rosales; Cannabaceae
Exons: 2
Coding region: 1175-1759 (194 amino acids)
Source: RefSeq, a predicted model, not a curated record
UUGGCGGGGUUGAGAUAUUUAUUUUUGAAGCACGAGUGGGAGGUCCCCACUCCAGCGGACAUUUUAUACUUUUUCUGCCUCAAGGUCAGCCCGGAUCAGCGGGGGCGAGGCGACGAGUUUUACUACUUAACCCGAUUCCCCAAUACGGCUGCGGUCAUCGAGCUGCCCAGCCACCCUAACGACUUCAAGGAUCAAUUCUUCAUGUCGACGGGGUUCAGGAAUUGCGAGCUCCACUACUUCAAUCGUCCUCGUAAGCGUUUUUCAUCCUUAGCUCGUAAGUUAAGUGUCGUUUUAGCUCCUCCCGUACCCCUUUCUGACUUAGACUAAUUCUGCAGCCAUCUUCGUGAGGACAGAGAAAUCUGUGACCCUCGGGGCCCAAUACGAGACGCUGGCGGGCUUGCUCCCCAGCGAGAAAGAUUACCGUGUGCUCGUAACAGACGAGACGAUGAUAGCCUGCAAGCUGAUUUUCCCAAAUCAGACUUUAAACCUCAGGAGGCCCCGGAGGUUUCCCCCAGCUCGCGACACCAGAUCCAUCAUCGUGGAGGAGGUCGUGGGAGACGAAGAUGAGGAGGACGAGGGCAACGAAGUUCCCCUCGUGAGGAAUAGGAAGUGUGCCUUGGAGGUCGCUUAGAGGAUGGGCGAGGAGAGGAUCCAAUCCGGAGUAGCCGCGGGUCCUUCUGGCCAAGGUAACCCUUACAUGUUUAGGAGUCUAGAUAGGGCCACAGCAGACCCCCGGCUGGCUAGGUUCAAUCCUAGGCAGCUCGUCCAUCGUCACCGAAGUGAUCCGGACCUGAAUACCACCCUGCUCCAUUGUGUCGACCGGCUUGUGCUGGACUACCAAGAUAGCCGGCCUAGGGGUACCGUAGUAGUAGAUAAUACCUUAGCCUUUAGGUCGAUCCUAUUCGAGGAGUAUGGGACUAACCUUCGGACAUGGCCAUCACUCCGAAGGGGUGCCGUAGCUCCGGGGCUUAGGCAAUACGUAGAGGAAUCUAGCCCUGAGUCAGCCUCGGAGCCAGAACCUGCGCCAGUUCGGGAAGUAAUCGACUUAGAUUCUUCUUCGAGCUUGGGGGUAGGAUUCCCUUAGUAUUCAUAUACUUUUUAUCUUUACCUCUUUGUUUUUGUAUCUGUAUGGUUGCUAACUCGUACUAACCAUGUUUUUGUUUUGACAAAAGAGAUGUCUCAGCCCGAGGAGAGCCUGCGAGGUGCGGUCUUCGGGGGGAACCCCUCAGCUGGGCCAAAAAUGAAAAGGCUCCGGACGUCCAAGAAUGCCGCUGGGGUCCCCACCAAGUCUUCGGCAAAGGAGAAGGAGCAAACCCCGGCUGCCCAGGUCGCGGGAGCGAUUCUUCCUGCUGCAGGGGGAAGCAACAUGCCUCCACCCCCUCCGCGAGCUCCAGCUGCCGCCCGGGACGCAGGAACGGAGCUCGGGACUUCGGCGAUUGUACCCUCCGAUGUACGCAUCCCAGUCAAUCCCCAGGACCUGGAGAAGAUCCCCAAGGCCUUCCGGGGAACGGUGUAUGAGUUGGCGUACUACGCCGUUAGCCACAUAUACAGGUUCACCGAGAAGAAGCUCCGGGCCAUCGAGACACUGAGCCCGGUGGGCGUGCUGGAGUCUUCAUUGGGCAUGGCCAUGACGAGCGCCGUUGCCCUUCACCGGAGCAUCGUCAGGACCAAAACUCAGCUUGAGGACAUGGGCAGCGAGCACCAGACUACCCUGCAGGCGGCUAAGGAUGCCUUGGCGGCCUCGCAGGUCGAGUUGUAAAAAACCCGCUCGAAGAUCCAAGAGCUCGAGACCUCUCUCGCCACCUCGCGGACAUACCUAGAUGCCGCGAAGACUGAGGUCCAGGCCGCCCAGGCUGCCCUAGAGGCCGAGCGGACAACUUCGGAAAGUCCAUGGAAGAUUUGUUCUACCAUUGCUGGAUCUACAAUCCAGAUGCAAACUUCUCCUUCAUGUCAGCGAGCCUCUGGGAGCGCUUGCUGGUGAAGUUCUAAGCUCGCCUUGAUAAAGAGGCGCCCUCGGAGACCGGGGAUGGUUCUGGCGCAGCUGAGCAAGGCGAGACGGCGACCUCCAAGGGGCCACCUGGUGGAGCUUAGGGCGUUUCUUUUCUUGUGCCCUUCAAUAUUUUUAAAUAUUUUUUAUGUAACCUUUGCAUGAGGUGCUUUCACCUCGAGACAAUUUGAUUUAACGCUUUUAAUUGA